AUGCCGAACGUUGAGCGUUGGGCGAUCUUUGUUGUGGCCGAGGUGGAGGUUGUUGACCCGAAGCAUGAGCGUCAUUUGCUGAGGGUUGUGCAUGCGAACUGCCUUAUGACCUACUCUGGUGUGGUGGAUGGAGGUGUUCGCCCCCGAGCCCUUUCAGCGGCAAUCAACGGCGAUGGACAGCCUGCCAGUGCCAGCCAUUUAGACGAGCCCCCGGUGAUCCGGUUGGACAGCACGGUCGAAACGGAUGGACGACAUCUGGAUUUGGCGGUGCUGUCGCUGUUGGAAGGGGAGAACUUUUACGAACCCAGCGGCAUCAACGAGGUCGACGCUUCCGGAAUCCUGGUGAAUGCGCCGACCUCGGAAAAAGACUACAAGAUCGAUUUUUGCCUUGACGGGCUUGCAGAGGAUGCCAAGGCUAUAAGUCUCCACCUUCUGCGCCUUCCGGGCACGGACUUCGUGGACAUCAUUGAAGGUGCUCUGUUUGCUCCGGCACCUAGCUGCAAUUUACCUGCGCAGAGCAGUCUUAGGAGUGAGCUCGAGGUUUUGAGGCUGAGGGUUCAGGUGCUUGAGGAGCGAUUGAUUGCACGUGAGGCAGAGCGUCCCAGCCCCACUGCAAGCGCUGGGUCUGAGGGAUUCAGUGUGGUCACUUCUGCUCCUGGGCAGAGUGGAUACAUCCUCGCUGAGGACACCGAGGAACGGCUUGAGUUGGCCAAGGAGUGUGGAAGAUUCCUAAGAAGAGCUUACUCAGGAGUGUAUCGAGGCACUUCAGGGCGAGAUCGCCUCAAGCUAGGCAGUAGAGUGUACGUGGUGCUAGCCGACUUCUCAGGCAGAAAGUUCGACCAGCCCAAGGUCUUUGAGAGGUUCAGUGAGGUCAAAGAUUUGUGCAAGAGGGGCCCAGACGCAGGAUCGUCUGUCUUCCUAGGAUUUGCAACUCAGUGGGAAGCGAAGCUUGCUGUGAAUCGAGUGGCCGUCUCGUCGUUGAGAUGGCUGAGGCAGACGAGCGGUGAGAUUCAUCCUGAUACUCAUCGCUGCAGAUUGAAUUUCCUGAGUCCUGAGGGGGCAGACGUUUCAGUAGCCUUUGUUCCCAUUGUACACGUUGAAGGCAAGCUUUUGGUUGCAGUCCCCUUUGUUGCUUGGCACAGAACGGCGAGCAGGAGGCUGUUGCCGAAAGGGGCUUUGUCUAAGCCUGUCCCGGUCGAAGUAUCGGGCACGCUUGUUGAGGAGGCUGCUGAGGAGGAGAGUAUAGAUAUAACCACCAAGGCAUGGGUGGGAUUUUUGAGCGCAGAGCUUUUGCAAGCCGCAGUGAUUGGCGAACCCGAAGAAGGAGCAAUCACUGCAGAAUUUGGAGAAGAGUUGGAAGUGCGAGUUCAACUUUCAGCUCUAGUUCUGGUCGCCAUUGCCGACGAGCACUUCAGUUUUGUGUCGGCCCAGUCGGGACCUGCAUCAGUGGCUGCCUCUCCGUCUUUGCGAUCAGCUGCAGGCUUGUCAGAGGUGGUCUCAUUUGUUCGGAAGCAGAAGAGCAAAGGAGGAGAUGCUGGAGCAGCAGCGAAGAAGCAAGAACCAAACCUCUGUCCGGGACUAGACCCGGCAGUCGUGGCUGCCGCGAGGCAGUCGGGUUUUCCAGAAGAUCAGCUUCAAAAACUAGCUGCUUUGGCUCGCAAGCCCGUCCGCAUGGACGAUGUGCCUCCGAAGAAGCCGCGCCAGCGGGGCGUCCUUUCAGAGAGCGAGGAGGCCGAGGCAGAUUUGGAGGGAGAAGACGAGGAGGCCACAGCAGAAGGGCCCCCUAUCGAGCGAGCCAUUUUGCAGCUCACCAAAGUCGUGAAGACUUUAGCAAAGAGCAAGCAAGGGAAGCUCGAGGUCAAAGGCAGCAGCAUACAAAAAGUUGAAGAGCGCUUUGAAGGAGAAUCCGGACUGGCUGUGGGAAGUGUGGAAAGCCAGAUGGCAGAGGACUUCACAACUCUGAAGUCGGGGCCUGGUUUGGAACAGCUCCCGGUGACAUCACGGUCGUGGCUGGAGCACCGCAGUCGCCUUCUCAACUUUCCUACGUCGAUCAGAGCUGCCUGGCUGAUUGCCGGCAUCCACGAUUGCUUGCGAAGGAAUCAAGUGGGCGAAGCCAGAGCACGAGCAGCCGUGGCUCUUCUAGCCUACGACCAAGCUGCCCUGGAUGGAGGAAGUUGGCAGCUUGCCCAAGAACUUGUUCUCGAGCUUCCACCUCCCUACUCGUCCUUCCAGGGGAAGCGAGCACCGGAGCCCAGCGAGCAAGCGUGGUCUCGUUUGGCAGACGAGAGGUUUUUGGAGUUAGCCCUUUGGCGCCUGAAAGACCGGGACUCCUUCUUAGAAAGCAGAAAGAGGCUGAGCCAGGGUUACAAAGAGGGAGCCAGAAGGUUGAAGAAGCGCGCCGAAGAGCGCGCUGAGGUCGACCUGCAGAAAGAGGUCUGGCCGAUGCCGCUGCCCUAUCCAGAAGUGCACACUUCUCGAAGAUCCAGGUUGAAGGAGUGUGGGCCAUUGAAAGUGUGCACAAACUAUGUAGUGGCGGUCUUGUCGUGGCUGCACUUGGGUGAGAAGCGUAAGCCUACUGAGGAGUUGGGCUUGGGUCUUGGAACCAAGCUAAACAGGGAUCAGUGGAAGGCUGUACACAGAAUGCAGCCCCUCUUCUCCACUUGGCUUGAUGGAGGCACUGUGACGCCAGAGGAUAUGGGCAGGACAGCAGCCAAAGUCGAGUCAAUUGAGGCCGUCUUAGCGAGGCUUGAGGAGGUUGCAGAGGAGGUCAAAGAGGGCCUUGGAGGUUACAAGGGAUGCAGGCGAAGCCACAAGCCAGCGUUUUCGUUUGAAGAGGAACAUGAGGCUGAGGUCUUGGGGCGGGUUGGUUCAAAUCUGGAGCAUGUCGCCAAGGAUAUUGAACCUCAUAGGCUGAAGUUUGUCGGAGAGCCUAGUUUUGACCCGACGCCGUUUUUAGACUAUGCCAACAGAGAGCAGUACAACAGACCUUUGGACUUGAGUUUUGAGGAGAGUCUGGAGGAUUUGGACCUUCCUAGAGUGAAGGUUCGUUGCAAGAGAGGUCAGGGCGUGCAGCUUCUAGAAAAGUUGGACAGUGUCAAGCGUUUGGCUUUAGUUCCCCUCAAGGAGGUGCGGGAGCAUUUGCUGAAUGGCAUGUUUUGUUUGCCAAAGGAUCAGCACCGAGACAGGAUGAUCCUCGAUGCAAGGCGACCCAAUGCUGUCGAAGCUUCUGAACGUCGAUGGGUCUACAGCUUGGGGUCGACAUGCCAACUGAACCACAUCCACUUGAAAGAGGAUGAAAUUUUGCUGAUCCACGCUGAGGACCUUCGAGAGUUCUACCACUGCUUUCUAGUGUCAGAACAGCGCUGCAGACGGAAUGGGCUUCAGAUGAAAGUCAAGCCCGAAGAGGUGCAGCAUUUGCAGUGUUUUGAGGCUUGGAUGGCAGCUGAGGAUCAUCUAGUGCCUUGUUUAGCCACAAUGGCCAUGGGAGACACAAAUGCUGUAGCGUUUGGGCAGUGUGCACAUUUGUCAGUCAUCCUUCGGACCAACGUCUUUGAACUUGAGGAUUUCCUGACCUUGAAGCAGCGGCCUAACCGCAAGUCGAUCAAAUGUGGCUUGAUGAUCGACGAUUUUGUAGUUUUGGAGGUCCACAAGGGACAAGAAGCGCCUUGUAAAGAGGAUGCAGAGACAGAGGGCAGAAAGCGCAUGCUCAAGGUGAGGGAGGCUUACGUUGAGGCGGGUCUGCCAAGACAUGAGGGCAAAGCAGUUGAACAGGAGGAGAAAGGCGAGUUUUGGGGCUACGAGGUCGAUGGGAAGAGAGGGUUGGCUCGACCCAGUCUGAAGCGUUUGAUCCCACUUUGCUUCAUCUUGUGCAGAGUUGUCGCACUUGGGAAGAUCAGCGUAGGACUGCUUGAGGUUAUCGCAGGAGCCCUCGUGGCAGCUUUUCAGUGUCGCCGCAGACUGAUGUCAGCUUUGCAAGAGGUUUAUAGAGCUCAGAGGGGCAGAAGCAGGGCAGAGGUCGUCAGGAUGAGCAUGAAGCUUAAGGAAGAACUGCUUGUUUGUCUGGGUCUUUUGCCUUUAGCUGUGGUAGACAUGAGACUGCGGCCGUCAGCAAAGUUAGUUUGCAGCGAUGCUUCGACAGAAUGCGAAGCAGCAGUUCAAGCUGAAGUAGGCCGCAGCUCUUCAGCAGCGGUCAAUGAGUUGCUUCGGCAGAGUUUGCCGGAGCACUGCGGAACCAAUGUUAGAGGGUACUACGGGUAUUGCAGGAGCAGCUUGAAUCCUGCAGAUGACCCGACCCGUAAAGCAGCAUUGCGGAAGCCCUCCAUCUGUUUGCCAGCGUGGUGGGGUGAGAUAGCUGAGGGAGAUUUUGAGCAGUUUGAUGACUUCCUCUUUCAGCACGGUGUCCAUACGGCUCAAAGCGCUGAAUUGCCCAGCGCUGAUGAGCUCUUGCCCGAUCUCGAGCUCGAUUGGCGGAACUCCCGCCAGUUGAAGAGCGACAGAGGUCGCAACCUGAGGAAAAGAGAGCGGAAAGGAGCCAGCGACUCCGGCCGUUUGACUCCAGACUCGUGCAGCAGUGCCCCCUCCGAACCGGCGCGGCUCUCUUCUUCGUCAGAGCAGACGUCAUCGUCCAGGCGUACUGCUGUUGCCGUUUCCGGUGAAGAGGGGACCACAAGCGGCCGAGCGGGUCGGGGCUCAGAGGGGAACGCUGAGAGAAGGGUUCCACCAGACAAUUCAAAGGACCCCUGUAGCAGCCGAGCAGGAGCUGCGUUGACAGGAACAAGGCUAGAUGUGCUCUGCCUAUUCGACCACAGCCAGUUUGUGUAUGACAAGACGCGUUUUGAGAGUUUGGCAGAAGCAGUUUCCUCCGGGCCAGGUCUCCUAGAUUUGUACUCAGGUGCGAGAGGCUUCAGUAAAGCUCUGGUGCGUCUUGGCUGCCCCUGGGCUGUUUGCUUCGAUUUGAAGCAUUCUAUACGUGAGGACCUUAGCAACCCACUUACCCAAAGAACUCUCCUGAAAGGCCUUAGUUUAGGUUGGUUUUUAGCCAUGGCAGCGUCGCCGGUUUGUGCGAGCUUCUCCACUGCAAUCACCCCGCCAUGGCGGACGAAACUUCACCCAGGCGGCAAGCCGGGACUGACUGAGGUGCAACAACUAAAAAUUCAGCUGGGGCAAGAACAGCUUGCUUUCGUUUUGGAACUGGUUUCUGUUUGCCUGCAGUUUGAAAUUUUGUUCUGGGUUGAGAAUCCAGAUCAGUCUUGGUUUUGGAAACAACAGGGCGAGCUUAGCUGGGAUAAACUGAGCGAAAACUAUGGUGACAAACUGGGUGAUUUUAGGUGCGACCAGUGCCGCUUUGGCACGCUGUGGAGAAAGAGGACGCGUUUUCGAACUAGCUGCCACUUAAAAGGUCAGAAGGAGAUGUGUUGCUGCAACAAGCCUCACGUUGUUUUGCGAGGCCGGGACAAGAGCAAGGGCAUGAACUUCACAAAGUUAGCUGAGAGCUACCCACGUAGACUGUGUAGUUUUCUAGCUGGUGCUUUUGCAAUUGACCUGGAGCUACAAGGAAAGUGCAGAAAAUUGGAUUUAGCUGGAUGUGCAAAAGUGACCCACUGCAGGAUUGGAGAAGCUGAAAACCCGGGACCUAGAAACCGGGUUCCCAGAGCAGAUAGAAACAUCUAUGACUUCAAUUUGCUUGAGCCUGGGACUAUUCUCAUGCGGGCGCGUUUUUGGAAGAAGUUUCAGGAAUGGGCAGAGGCAAACCUAGGUGAAGGAGCUGCUGGAAACCUUGCGGAAAAUCCUGGGCUUUUAGUCUCCGCCCUUGAAGCAUUUGGUGCUGAUAGUUUUUCUGCAGGCAUGCCUCUCCUUUAUUUCCGGCAGUUGGUAGUACAUGUGCAGUCAGAGUUUCCAGCAACUCGAGCUUAUGCUAGUGCACUUUGGGCGCUGAUCAGCAGAUGGGAAAUAGCUGAACCUACUCAGCAUAGGACUCCGAUCCCGGAGUCGUUGGUUCGAGCUAUGGCAAGUCUCAGCAUUCUCUGGGGCUGGCGACGUUUUGCUUCCACAAUUCUGCUUUGUUUCUACGGCAUUUGCAGGAUAGGAGAAGUGCUCAAAGCGAAGCGCUGUGACUUGCUGACACCGGAAGACUUGCUAUGGGAAGAUCCUGAUGUUGUUUACUUGCGCAUCAAUGUGCCCAAAAGCCGCGGCAGAGGUCCGAAAGUGCAGUAUGCUACGUGCAAAGUUCCAAGCGUAGUGAAGCUGCUUUGCAAGACCUGGCGAAGAAUGAGUUCUGAGGAGCUUCUGUGCGGAAGCUCGCCUUCUUCAUUUCGGAGAAGGUGGGACGCUUUGCUGAAGCAUCUGGGUGUGGACAAAAAGUUGAGGCUGACUCCAGGGUCGUUGAGAGGUGGUGGAGCAGUAGCUGCACACAAGCGUGGUCAGCCGAUCCAAGACUUGCUGUGGAACAUGAGGCUGCAACACCAGAAAACUUUAGGCUAUUACUUGCAAGAAGUAACAGUCAGCUUGACCUUCUCAAACUUGACAGGUGCAGCAUGGAGUGGAGAAAAUGCCUUGAAGCACCAGCUACCUUUUCUUUUGGAUGGAGCCGGCUCAUCCCGCAGCGCAGAGCUGCGACAAUUUCAGGUCGCCUUUGGCUCUGCGGCGGACUUGGAGAUCCACCUUUGUACAUCCAAGGAGUCGGCAGUUGCCCUGGAGCACCUCUAUUUGCAGGUGUCGGAUCUGCAGGAGAACGGUGAAGCCUCGUUGGCAACAGAUGGUGAAGCCAUUUUUCGAGGGUUCGAGGCCAUUCGAUAUCCCGGCAAGUCGUGGAUCCAAGCCUCGAAGUUGGCGUCCAGUGGUAGUGACGAAGACCAGGAAUGGGUGGCUCCCAGCGGCCCAGCACCGGUGGUGCUCUUUCGCAAGCAGGGGAAGAUCAAGGUGACCCUGCGAGCGAAGCCUCAAGGUCCCUUCACGGGCCCCGGACGACGCUUUUUGUUGCAACUACAUUCUCCUGAUGUGAAGGAACAUCGAAAGGCGGUAAAGCCAGGAGGCAUCAUCCAAGAGGUGGACCCUGCCGCUUGUGGGGUCAUUUUGCAGUUUCCCAUAGGAACUGUUCCGCAGCCACAUCACCUGCACCACGCUGCCGCACUCGGCAAGGCGCCCAUGUUGCCCAGUAAGAUGGGCACCAUGCUGAAGAUGGGACACGAAAACGAGCUAAAGGACAUUGCUUCAGGGGUCGGGGAUGUCAUGACUUGGUGCAAGGAAGCAACUAAGCAACGGUGGCCAGGAAUUUUGCUUGGGACGGCCUCUGAAGAAACUCGUGGCGCAGUCGAACAUGGCCAUUGGCAUCGGACAUUGAAGGAUCCGGCAAUGGCGGUGGAUUUCGAUGCUGAUCGAGCGCUGAUUCGAGACCUCGCCCGUGAAGUUCCAGCGGAAAUACUCCGCACCGGGGGCACCGGGUGCAACGGUCCCAGAUUCCUGGCGACAAAUUCCGUUUCAGCAGCGCUGGCGGGUUGA
Molecule: messenger RNA, 7497 nt
Organism: Cladocopium goreaui
Lineage: Eukaryota; Dinophyceae; Suessiales; Symbiodiniaceae
Source: the annotation of a GenBank genome assembly